AUGGGCGAUGCGUAUGAUGUGCAGAGGCAGGGCGGCGGGGCUAGACAAAAUUCUGAUGGAAUUCUGGAAGAGCGCGGGGCGGACAGUGACAGGACCCAUGAUGCAGAUGUAGAGGUUAAGCUUGAUGCUCGAGUUAUCCCUAACAGAGCGGGUUUUAAUUAUCUCGGGUUUAUUAUCCUGGGUAACAGGGAGAUUGAUGAAGAUGUCGCAUAUUGUAUCAGAGCAGGAUGGAUGAAGUGGAGGCUCACUUUCGAUGUUUUGUGUGACAGGAAUGUGCCGCUAAGACUCAAGGGUAAGUUUUAUCGAGUGUUGGUUCGACCGGCUAUGCUGUAUGGGGCUGAGUGUUGGCCGGUCAAGAACUCCCGCCUGCAGAAGAUGAGAGUAGCAGAGAUGAGGAUGUUGAGAUGGAUGUGUGGGUGUACCAGGAGAGAUAGGAUUAAGAAUGAAGCUAUCCGGGAUAGAGUGAGAGUAGCCUCCGUAGAGGACAAGAUGUGGGAGUCGAGGCUGAGAUGGUUCAGACAUGUUAAAAGAAGAAGCAUUGAUGCUCCUGUCAGGAGGUGUGACGGGUUGGACAUGGAGAGUUUGAGAAGAGGUCGAGGUUGGAAUUUCUCCAAAUUCUUUCCCAUCAUCAACAACUCCACAUACUUGAUUAGGAAUGCACCAUAA
Molecule: messenger RNA, 666 nt
Organism: Nicotiana tabacum (common tobacco)
Lineage: Eukaryota; Viridiplantae; Streptophyta; Magnoliopsida; Solanales; Solanaceae
Source: RefSeq, a predicted model, not a curated record